AUGGCCCUGGAGCAGGCGCUGCUGGCGGCACGGCAGGGCGACCUGGAGGUGCUGAAGUCCCUGCACGCCGCCGGCCAGCUGGAGGCCUCGCUCCGGGACCCGCUGGACGCGCUGCCGGUGCACCACGCUGCCCGCGCUGGCAACUUGCACUGUAUGCGCUUCCUGGUGGAGAAGGUCGCCCUCCCGGCCGGCGCCCGCGCGCGCAACGGUGCCACGCCGGCCCAUGACGCCGCUGCCACGGGCCACCUCUCCUGCCUGCAGUGGCUGCUCACGCAGGGUGGUUGCAGAGCGCAGGACAGAGACAAUUCUGGUGCCACCGUCCUGCAUCUGGCUGCCCGCUUUGGCCACCCCGAGGUGGUGAACUGGCUGGUGUGUCAUGGUGGUGGGGACCCUACCAUGGCCACAGACUCGGGUGCCCUGCCCAUCCACUAUGCUGCCGCCAAAGGAGACUUGCCCUCAAUGAAGCUUCUAGUUGGACAUCACCCUGAGGGAGUGAAUGCCCGAACCCACAACGGUGCCACGCCCCUGUACCUGGCAUGCCAGGAGGGCCACCUGGAGAUGACCAAGUACCUGGUGCAGGAGUGCGGCGCGGAUCCGCACUUGCGAGCCCAGGACGGCAUGACCGCACUACACGCUGCAGCCCAGAUGGGUCACUGCCCGGUCCUGGUGUGGCUGGUGAGUAGCACCGACUUGAGUCUGUCCGAGCCGGACCAUGAUGGCGCCACCGCCAUGCACUUCGCGGCGAGCCGCGGCCAUGCCAAAGUGCUCAGCUGGCUCCUGCUGCACGGCGGGGAGAUCUCGCGGGACCUGUGGGGCGGGACCCCACUGCACGAUGCUGCUGAGAACGGGGAACUGGAGUGCUGCCAGAUCCUCGUGGUGAACGGCGCGGCGCUGGACGUCCGCGACCGUGACGGCUACACGGCUGCCGACCUGUCGAACUUCAAUGGCCACAACCAGUGCACUCGCUACCUGCGCACUGUGGAGUCCCUGAGUGUGGAGCAUCGAGUGCUGUCCCGGGAUCCAUCCACUGAACUGGAGGCAAAGCAGCCCGACUCCGGCAUGUCCUCACCCAACACCACCAUGUCGGUCCAGCCACUGAACUUUGAUCUCAGCUCACCCACCAGCACCCUCUCCAACUAUGAUUCUUGCUCUUCAGGCCAUUCCAGCAUCAAGGGCCAGCGCCCUCUUCGAGGGCUUUCCAGUGAAAGAGCUGCAGAUUUACAGAGCUACAUAGACAUGCUGAACCCAGAGUUGAGCCUGCCUCGGGGCAAGACGGAGAAGCGUACACAACCACCACCACCACCAACCUUCCCUCCGCCACCCCCACCCCCAGGCCCCCAGCUGCCCCCACCUCCACCAGGCUACCCAGCUCCCAAGCCCCCUGUGGGGCUACAAGCAACUAACAUCUACACACAGACCAAGAACAGGCUUCGCCACGUGAAGCUGGAUUCACUCAAGAAGGAGCCCCGCUCCAGCGACAGCUACUACGGGCUGCGUAGACAGGACCCACAGGAUCCGGCACUGCGUAGGCAGGACUCCGGCCGCCAGCCCCUCGCCUUCAGCGAGCAGCCCAGCACGGGGGACCACUACCGCCAGCAGGGCCGCUGCCCGGGAGAGCCGCUGGCCUCACGCCCGGGCAUGGCCCACAGCGAGGAGGCGGUGCUGCUUCCCAGGAACCACGUGCACAACGGCUGCGCUGCGGACCCCAAGGCCUCCAAGGAGCUGCCGCCGCCGCCGCCGCCGCCCCCGCUGCCCGAGGCGCUGAGUUCGCCGCCACCUGCACCGCCUCUGCCCUCGGAGGGCGCGGGCGCAGGCUGCGGGCAGCGUCGCUCCUCUUCGUCCUCCGCAGGCAAAGUGAGAGUCCUGAGACACAGGAAGAGCACCAAGUCUUUCAACAUGAUGUCCCCAACGGGUGAUAACUCAGAACUGCUGGCUGAGAUCAAGGCAGGCAAGAGCCUAAAGCCAACACCACAGAGCAAGGGGCUGACCACAGUGUUCUCAGGCAGUGGGCAGCCAGCCUCCCAGCCUGAGUCACCACUGCCUUCAGUGUCACCAGCGCCAUCACGGUCCCUGAGCCCCACCCCACCUGCCUCAGGGCCUCAGCCUCUGCUCAAUGGCAGCGUAGUGCCUGCACCACCUGCCUCCCCUGCACCUGGAGUGCAGCUGGACGUGGAGCCUCUCAUCCCCUCACUCGAUGAGCAGGGCCGACCCAUCCCAGAGUGGAAGCGCCAGGUGAUGGUCCGUAAGCUGCAGCAGAAGAUGCAGGAGGAGGAGGAGCAGAAGAAGAAGGAGGAAGCGGAGGAGGCCCGGCUGGCCAGCCUGCCUGCCUGGAGGAGAGACAUCCUACGUAAGAAGCUGGAAGAAGAGAGAGAGCAGAAACGAAAAGAGGAGGAACGUCAAAAGCAGGAGGAGAUUCAAAGGGCGAAAGAGCAGUCGGAGAAGCUGCGGACCAUGGGCUACGACGAAGCCAAGCUGGCGCCCUGGCAGCGACAGGUCAUCCUGAAGAAGGGGGAGAUCCCUAAGUAACACGCCUCGGCCUCUCCGUCUCGUCGUAAUCUCGUAAGCCCUGAGAGGUGGAGGGUGGCCUCCCAGCCCCGGCUCCAUCCUGUCAGGUUGGUGUGAAAGGGCUGGGAGCCUUGCCGCCCUUCCCUUCGGUGCCUGAACCCUCCCUCUGCCCGCCCCUGGCCCCCACAUCCCCAGCCCUGCCACUGGAUUGCGCGCGCCGCCGCCGCUGCCGCCGCCGCCGCCGCUGCAGUCGCCUGGAAAAAGUGCCCAAGCUACUGAUGCAAAAAA
This is a messenger RNA of Nannospalax galili (Upper Galilee mountains blind mole rat), 2793 nucleotides long. RefSeq names its product espin (gene Espn). Lineage: Eukaryota; Metazoa; Chordata; Mammalia; Rodentia; Spalacidae. Gene Ontology annotation, cellular component: cytoplasm. The transcript is spliced from 15 exons. Gene Ontology annotation, molecular function: actin filament binding. Bases 1 to 2526 code for a protein of 841 amino acids. Gene Ontology annotation, biological process: actin filament bundle assembly. The record is from RefSeq and is a predicted model, not a curated record.